Motacilla alba alba is the source of this 3015-nucleotide messenger RNA. RefSeq names its product heat shock factor protein 5-like. Bases 71 to 1270 code for a protein of 399 amino acids. The record is from RefSeq and is a predicted model, not a curated record. Lineage: Eukaryota; Metazoa; Chordata; Aves; Passeriformes; Motacillidae. The transcript has 7 exons. Gene Ontology annotation, molecular function: DNA-binding transcription factor activity; sequence-specific DNA binding. Gene Ontology annotation, biological process: regulation of DNA-templated transcription.
CCUCAGGCCGUUGCAGCCGCGGCCGUUGCGCUCUGGGCCAACGUCGUGGCCACAGUCGGCGAUCGACGCCAUGGCGGAGCUGCCGCUGCCCGCCGGGCUCAGCGCCAGCACCUUCCCCGCCAAGCUGUGGCGCCUGGUGAACAGCCCCCGCGUCCGCUCCGUGCGCUGGGACAGCCGCGCCCAGGGGCUGCUCGUCGACCGCUGCCUCUUCGAGCGGGAACUGCUCAGCGCGGGCGACGCCCACGGGGCGGACGCUGAGGGGGGGCCGGGGCCGGUCCCGGAUUCCUUCCAAGCCACGCACUUCGGCAGCUUCGUGCGGCAGCUCAACCUCUACGGCUUCCGCAAGGUGCCGGGCUGGGUUGGCUCAGAUGAGCCGGGCGAUGCUGGGGGCUGGCUCCACUUCAGGAACCCCAACUUUCGCCGCGACCGCCCCGACCUUCUGCUCCGCAUCAAGCGCCUGACCCGGGCCAACAGGCAGCGGCUGGCGGCGGGGCUGGAGGUGCGCAGCCGCCAGCCCAGCCGCUUCCAGCAGCUCCACACGGAGCGGGCGGUGCCCUCCUUACCCGCCGGGCAGCCGCCCAGAGCCGUGCUCUCCUACCAAGAUCUCGCUGCUGCCUCACCUGAGGGUUUAGAGUUGCCUCCAGGCCCUUCCAGGCAAAGUGCAGCUGCUCAGGACUCUGAGGUUUUCCUACCUUCUCCCAAGAAGGUGUUUGCCUCAUCUGGACUUCUUGGGGUUUCAUCAGAGGAACCAGGCACAGGCAAAUUUCAUCUCAACUGUGAGCUCAUCAUUCCACUGGUUCCCAUUGAGCUUAAAUGUCACCCUGAGCUCAUCGUUCCUCUGGUUCCUGUAGACCAUCAUAACCCUUCCAUAGCCUCUCCAGAGAGAAGCAGCUGCACAACUUCAGAGCAGCAGUUGCCAGCCUGCAGCCCAUCAGCCACUCCAGCUGGCAUUGCUGGUUUUGCAGCAUGGACAGCCCCCAGCUGGCUGUGGAAUACUCCUGGGGAAGAGGAAUUGCCACCCCCGGAUCUGGACAUGGUGCUUGAGACACUGGAGGAGAUGUUUUCUCUCUCUGCUCAGGGGAAUAUUCAUGUUGCCCCUGAGUCUUCAGGAGGCGAGCCUGUGGACAGAGCUGCAGCAGAGGGAGCUUUGCCUGGCACCAAGAGCUGCGGGAACAAUUCCCAGGAGCCUGAGGAGCUUGAUAUCCACCUGAUCUACCUCGCCAGGAGGGCUGCCCUGCGUGAGAAGAAGGAUCAGAGGGAGAGCCUGUGACCAUCGAGCAGGUGGAAUCCCUCCAUUUAUACAUAGAUUUAUAGAUUUCUGUAGUUUUAUUAAGAUAUCCGUAUAGUUUCAUUUACAGAUUUAUACAGUCCUCUUUAUAUAUCCACAUAGUUAUAUUUAUGGAUUUAUAGAUGUGUGUUAAUAUGUGCAUAUAUAUAUACAUCUAUAUAGUAAAUCUAUAUAAAUCAUUAUAGAUGUGAUAGAAUUAUAUUUAUAGGUACGUAGUUACAUUUAUAGAUUUUCAAAUGUACAUUUAUAUAUGUAUAGAGUAAUAAUUACAUAUAUAUAUAUUUUUAUUUAUAAAUCUGCAUAGUUAUGUAGUUAGAGUUAUAUGGAUUUUUAAAGGGAUAGAUUGCUGUUUGUGUAGGCCUAGGCUGCAUUUUUACCUCUUUCCCCCCUUGGCUGCCUUUUUCACCUCUUGCUUUUCCCCCCGUGCCCCCUCUGUCCCCUCUCCCUGUGCUGGGUCCGAGCUGGUGGCCGGGCUGGGUGGAUCAGCAGUUCCAGCCCCGGGUGUCCCUGGAGCGGUGGGAGCUGGCGCUGGCCCCAGGCACUGUCCCCUGAGGAGCUGCUGAAGGACGCUGCAAUGAGGACCUUGAGGACAGGCGGAGACUGACGGGAGCCAGCAGGGAGAAGCUGAAGGCCAGCAGCAGAGGCAGUGAACGGGGACCUGCUGCUGCCAGCCUGGAGAGAGCCCGGAUGUCCCAUCUGCUGUCCCUGUCCAGGAGAGCUGCUCUGCAUGGGAGGAAGAGACCGAGGGAGAGGCUUUGGAGAUGGGGCAGCUGGGAUCCCUCUGCUUGGAGCUCUGCUUAAAGAUGUCUGCACUUGCAAAUAGACAGGGAUCAUUAUAUGGAUAUGUACAUCUGUAGGCUUCUAUUUGUAUAGGAAUAUUUCUAUAUGUUUGUUGUUAUAUUUAUGGCUGUAUUAUAUAUAUGUAUGUGUAUAUAUACACAUAUAUUACAUAUGUUUGUAAUUACAUAUAUGUGUAUAUGUGUAUCUAAGUAUACAUGUAUGUUGUUAUAUCUGUGUUUAGUUCAAUUUCCUAGGUUUACAGCUGUGUAGGUAUCUCUAUUUAUGCAGUUCUAGGUAUAUGUCUUUUUAAAUAGGUGUAUUGGAAUUUGUAUUGGUCGAUAUGUCUCUUUUUAUAUUUUUUAAUAUAUAUUGAUCUAUUUCUGUCUAUUUAUUAAUAUUUACAUAUGUGUCUAAAUGUAUAACUGUAUAUUUGUAUUGAUACAGUUGGGUGGAUAUUUAGAUUGGUGAUAUUUGUAUAUUUGUAGAUAGGUUUGUUUUUAUAUAUCUACUGGUCUAUAUGUAUAUUGUAUGUAAUGUGCGAUGUUUAAUUUAUAUUUACAUCUGUAGAUUGUUAUACUUGUAUAUGUAUUUAUAUAUAUCUUCAUAUAUGUAUUUAAUUCCAUUUCAACAUGUAUGGAGUGGUAGAGUUGUAUAAUUCUAUAUAUUGAAUUCUUAGUGUAGGGCUAUUUAAUGAGGGAAUGUGUAUUUUUGUAUUUCUGUAUGCGCUUUACGCUUGUAGUAAUAGGUAAUAAAUUGAGUCCUUAAACACUUUAAUUAAUCUCUGUGUAUAGUAAGUUGUUGUAAGGGUUGGCAAUAAAUAAGUUUUUCUUAUCUGAAGUUGGUUAUUUACAUAUUUUUACACAGACUGGUUGUAAUAAUCUAAUAAAUUCCUGUUUUUAACCUAAAUUGAGAUCUGUAUAGUUCCGUAUUGUCAGUGUGGGUGUAGC